UCCGGCUACUUGACUAUGAGAGCUGUGGGGGGAAGAAGGAGGAUAUUCGUGGUAAUGUUUGAAUUGUAUUAGUGUGACAGCCUUCGGGGUUCAAACGAGACAUCAGGGAACAUCUGGGAAGGAUGAAUCCAUGUGAACAGGGCGGUCUGACAUAUCUGCACCCCACCUUCCACACACACCUGAGCUCUGUGUAAAGACCUGAGGAGGACAUGAUACCAGAUCCCACAGCUGCAUCCAGGUCCUCACAGCACAAUAAGAACACUCAUGAUGAGGCAAACUCCUCGGGGCCUGUCAAUCAUUCCGAGGAUGAGUCUGGGAAUGAGAACAGACACAAGAGUGUGAGGCGAAGGAAGAGAGCACACAACGGCUCAGAGAAUGUCAAACGCAAAAGUGCCAAAGCCGGCCGCAGCAGUGUUAGAAGAGCAGGAGGCAGCCAUGGUAAACAGAGGCAUGUGGAGGCCGUCACCCUGUUCGAGGUGGUCACCAUGGGCAGGAGCGCCAUGCAGGCGGUGAUCGAUGAUUGGCUUGAGGCUUACGUGGCGAACAGAGACUCCUCUCUCCUCGAUCUCAUCAGCUUCUUCAUCCAGUGCUCUGGGUGCAAAGGUGUGGUCACAGCAGAGAUGUGUCAGAGCAAAGAGGACAGUGAAGUCAUGAGUAAGAUGGUGGAGGAGCUGGAUGAGGUCACUGGUCUGCAGUAUAAGAAGUUUCUGGCCUUUCCAUGGAUCCUCACAGUCACGUGGCCCAUGGACACAGAUAGCGUGGAGUAUCCUCUGAUACAGCCUGGACCGUACGGUCGAUGGUUCCACUCCGAGUUCUGUGACUUUGUGUCGGUGCUGGUGGCUCAGUGUCAGCACAGCGUCAUAUUUGACAGUUACCUUAUGAACACCCUCAUCUCACUGCUCACCGAACUGUCCAACUCUUAUGUACGGGCUUUCAGACACACCUGCACACUAGCAGCGGUGAAGCUGCUGAGCUCUCUGGCGGGCGUGGCUCUAAGCCUGAGCGUUAGCAUUGAAAACAGUCAAAAACUGUAUGAGGUGCAGAAGACAAAGACGAUGAGACAGAAAAGCACACUGCAACUGGAGAGAAUACAGAAGAAGAUCACAGAGCUGCAGGAGAAGAGGGCGGAGAUAGAGAGCAUGAUGGACAUCAUCUUCAAAGGAGUUUUUCUGAAAAGAUACCGUGAUGUGCUUCCAGAAAUCCGCUCUAUCUGUAUGGAGGAGUUGGGUUUGUGGAUGAAGCUCUACAGUUCUGCGUUUCUCAAUGAUAGCUAUCUCAAAUACAUGGGCUGGAUGAUGCAUGACAAGAUCCCAGAUGUCCGUCUCAAGUGUGUGUUAGGUCUUCAGGAUUUGUAUGGAGAUCCUGUGCUCCUCCCUAAACUAGACCUGUUCACCAGCCGCUUCAAGGAGCGGAUGAUUUCCAUGACCCUGGAUAAGGACAAUGAGGUGGCAGUGCAGUCAAUGAAACUUCUAGUUCUCAUCUCCAAAACAUGUGAUGAUGUGCUCAGUCCAGAGGACUACAAGCAGCUCCUGCAGUUUGUUUACUCUUCACAGCGCCCUCUUGCGGCCACUGCAGGGGAGCUGCUCUUCUCAAGGCUUCUCAACACUGUAGCCCCUGCAUCUGAUACUCAGGAUGAAAUAAGUGAGGAGGAGGCACAUAAACAACAAACAUUUGCCAGACUGAAGGCUCUGCUGCAGUUCUACCAGGAGUCUGAGCUGCACAAGCAUGUGGUGUACAUAGUGGACAGUCUGUGGGACUGUGGUGGAGCCCUGCUGAAGGACUGGCCUGCACUCACUUCUGUACUGCUGGAGGACCCUUCCUCACAUAGUCCAGGUCUCACUCUGGCAGAACAAGCUGUGCUUGUGGAGAUCCUGGUAGCAUCGGUGCGUCAGGCCUCAGAGGGACCAGCGCUGGCAGGACGGAGCGGAGCAAAGAAGGUGAUGAGUGCUCGGGAAAAGAAAAUACUGAUUGAUGAUUGUACUAAGCUAACCGAACAUCUCCUCAUUGUGCUUCCUAAGUUACUGUCUAAGUUCUCAAGUAGUUGUGACAUUGUCGCCUCCCUGAUGAAGAUUCCUCAGUACUUCCUCCCAGAGUGUCCCGAGGCUGAAAACACACAGGCAGUGUCCGACCUGAUCGCAGAGAUGGGAGCUGUUUUGGAGCUCCACUCAGGCCCCGCUGUUCUGGAGGCUGCAGCCCGCACCUACCUCAGUCUGUGUGGGGAGGAGACGGCCGGGUUCUCCGUGGCCCGGGCUGCCAGAGACUCUCUGGUCCAGUGCUGGGUGGACCAGCUGACAGCGCUGCUGGGAGACUCACUCGAGGGUGACAGUUUGUCUGCUGACGAGGAGAAAACUGGAGAAAUCUUAGCCACGCUGAAGAAACUCAGAGCCUUCCACAACUGCCACGACCUCGUCCGGUGGAACCUGUUUGAGCUGUUGUCUCCUCUGCUGUCAGUGGAGAGCAGCCAGGGAGGAGCACUGCCUGAGGUGCUGCUGGAAGUGCUGCAGUGUCUGUGUUACUCCAUGCUCUGGUCUCUCAACACCAGUAGUGAAACUCUAACCUCCAGAGAGAAAGCUGUGGCCCAGAGACUUCAGCUGCGGCUCUUCUGCGAGAGGGGUCAUCACUGUCUCUCCCACUCUGACCUCAGCGUGCGGCAGCAGGCUUUCCUGGGUAUCUGCGACAUUCUGACGGCUCAUUCCUACCAGCUCCACGUGUGGGAUCCCACGUCCUUCGGUCCACUGCUCUACACUCCCAGUCCCAAACUGCAGAGGGCGCUGUUGACCUUUGUAUGCAUGCACGUCUUUGUUGGACCAGACUGUGACAGCCAGAGCAGUGUCAGUGAAAACUCUGAAGUGGAGAGGCUGGAGGACCUUCACAAACGAAGAAAUCUGCUCGCGGCCUACUGCAAACUGAUAGUGCAUGGAGUGCUGGAGAUGAGCAUGGCGGCUGAGAUCUUCAUGUACUACAUGAAGUACUAUAACGACUUCGGAGACAUCAUCAAGGAGACGAUGUACAGGACCAGACAGAUAGAUAAGAUAGAGAGCGCUCGCACGCUGGUCCUCUGUUUGCAGCAGCUGUUUGUCCGUUUAAAGCGAGAGCAGGAGAGCGGCGGCAGGGCUCAGCCAGGAGUCCAGACCUUCACCAGCAUCAAAGAGCUCGCCAGGCGGUUCGCCCUCACCUUCGGGGACCUCGUCAAGUUUCGAGAAUGCGUCGUCAUGAUCCACAGGAACGGCAUAGAGUUUGUGUUCCAGGAGUUCAGUCAGACCCCAGAAACACCUACGCCGACGUACCUCUCCUACCUCACCAUCCUCAGUGAGUUCUCCAGCAAACUGCUCAAACCAGACAAGAAAACAGUGUUCUCCUACCUUCAGAAACAUAGUGCAGAGCACAUUAUUGACCUGAGGGAGGAGUGCUGGCAGCCACUUAUCUACUAUCGCGCUUCCCUAUUAGCUGUAGCUGAAGGGGAGGACGCCGUGUCCUAUGUUAGCUCUGACAGGAAGCCGUACCUGCCCAAUCGCUCUCCCUUCUCCAAACAAAAACUAGAAGGAAGCAAGUCCCCCUGCCCGUUCAGCCCUGCAGACUCCAAAGUUAGCAAAGCUCACAGGUCAGGCUUCAGUCCAAGCCAUCAGGAAAAGACGACUGAUACGGGUCCUUUUUCUGUCCCUGCGGAACCCCUUGCAAAAAGAUUGAAUAUAGACACAUCUGUGUUCAGCACAGGCAAUGAGGAUGAUGAUGACGACACCGUGGAAGUUGAACUGUAACAGUUUGGAGGUUGGGGAUGAUCGGUGCUUCUGUCUGGACAAUGAGACCUCACUGGACAACACAAACCUUUUAUUAUUUGUCUUUGCUGUUAGCAGACGUCUCAGUGUCCAUUUUUGUUCUGCUAAUACAGGUUUGCUGAAAAAAUACAGUAUAUUAUGUUUGUAUGAGGAUAUAGGAUAAGUCUGCGAUAUUCUAUUUUUAUUGUCAACAAAUCCCAUAAAAAGACCAAAAACAACAAGAAUUCAGCCCAAGCCUGAUACAUCUUUUCCUCUAAGCCGUAAACCUUAAUAUUAAAAACACAUGAGUGAGCCACACAGUUGCAUUGGGUGACAUUUUUCUACAUUAUAAAGAACAUGGGUGCUGUAGUUUACCUGAAUCAAUCCCACAUUCACUGUCCUGCUGCUAGAUUGACUAACUAGAGCACCAAAUAUGUAUUAAUUCGCAGCUGAAAAUAGUCCCCAACAAAUGCACUUUUAUUGCUGUUUGAGAUAAAAAACAAUCUAUUAUCACUUUUUAAAUAUUUUAUGUUUACUAAUGGAAACCAAUGUGUAUGGGUGCAUAAAGAACUAGUAAGUAUAAUGAGUAUUUUUAUGGGAUUUGUUAACAGUGAGAAAGAUAUAGAAUAACACUACCCUAAUUCUUCAAAUAAUGUCAAGUUUAUUUUAUUCAGACGGCUUUCAUUUGAGGACCAAGAGUAUCAGUAUGUGUUUUUACAUGUCUGUACUGUACUUGAAUGUUACAAGUGACACUAAAUGAUCCAUCUUUUAUUUUACCUUUUGAUCACACUCAGGUCCGAGAAUUGUCUAAUUAUCUCAGAGUACAUUAAGAAUUUUGCUUUAUUGUCCUGCGUGCCACUUUAUUAUUGCUCCUUAUAGGAAAUAGUUGGGUUAGUUUGCCAAAAACAACUUAUGUAUUACUGUACAUUAAUUGAAAUAAAAAAGCUGUAAUAUUUUUGUUGUU
This is a messenger RNA of Morone saxatilis (striped sea-bass), 4719 nucleotides long. Its product is annotated as cohesin subunit SA-2. Gene Ontology annotation, cellular component: nucleus; cohesin complex; chromatin. The transcript has 32 exons. The record is from RefSeq and is a predicted model, not a curated record. NCBI's taxonomy places the organism in Eukaryota, Metazoa, Chordata, Actinopteri, Moronidae. Gene Ontology annotation, biological process: sister chromatid cohesion. Gene Ontology annotation, molecular function: chromatin binding. Bases 210 to 3758 code for a protein of 1182 amino acids.